UUGGAAACUUAUCGUUGCGUUUCCUCCUUCAUCCACUCUCUGCUCUCUCUUUACUCUCUCUUCUCCACUCUUCACUUUCUUUUGCAUGCUCUCGAUGAUGUGUUAGCUGCUAUCCUUGAACAUUUCAACUCAACCCUCACGGCUUCGCCAAUGCGCAUUGAGCGCUUCGACGUCCAACAACAGAUCACGUCACCCCCAAGCUCCUACCACAACAACAAAGCCUUUAUGACCUUGCGGAACAAUGGCGACAAAGGUCAAGCUCAAUGGCUUCCAUGGGGUGCAUGCGGCUGGGAUUUACUCCGACAUGACCGUUGAUGGUCCCGAAAUUGGAACACUGGUGGUUAUUGUUGAUCGCGCAAAGAACCUGCCCAACAGGAAGACAAUUGGGAAGCAGGAUCCAUAUUGCGCUGCUAGGCUGGGCAAGGAAGCAAAAAAGACGGAAACCGAUCGCAGAGGAGGGCAAACCCCAAGAUGGGAUCAAGAGCUACGAUUCACAGUACACGACUCGCCGGAUUACUACCAGUUGAAGGUGUCGGUGUUUAACGAUGAUAAGAAAACCGAGAUAAUUGGAGAGACUUGGGUCAAUCUGCGCGAGGUCAUCGUCCCAGGCGGGGGACAGAAUGACCUGUGGCAUAACCUGAAUUGCAAAGGCAAAUACGCCGGGGAGAUCAGAAUCGAAAUCACGUACUACGACACUCGGCCAAAGCAGGAGAAGCCUGAAAAGGUAAAGCAGGCCAGUGCGAAUGCUAUGGAAGCUGGACAUAGGGAUAGUCUCAGGGGUCCCAGACAACCCAAACCUAGCAUCAAGCGGAGGCCUUUGCCAUCAGAUCCAGUUACUGGUGCUCCGCCACCUGAACCGGUCGAGCAGACACCACAGCGAUCCUAUCAACAACCUAAUUCAAUCCCUGAGCAGUCACCACAACGAUCCUAUCAGCAGUCUACCGCUAUCCCUGAGCAUGUCCAAACACCACCACGAGGAUACCAGCCGCCAGGCUACGGACCCAAUCAGUCUCCUCUACAGAGUAUAGAGUACAGCACACCACCACAACGUAUUCCUCAACCGCAGGGUUAUGGAAGUAAUCAGAACAUGAGUGGAUAUGGGACAUCUCCCGGAAUGCUUGGGGUCUCCCCAACUGCACAGGAAUUGCCUGAUGAUGGAUUCGAAGUUUACGGCCAUCCCCCUAGGGAUGACUACACGCAAGCACAUGGAAUGAUCGGUUACGGCGGCGAGGAAGAAAGCGUGGAUCCACGCUACAGGUACGACACCAGCCAGCCCCCGUACGAGGUGCCAGAACCAGAGGAGUUUAUUGCUCCACCAAGCCCUGAAGGGCCGCCGCCGCCUCCUCCAGCUCAUCGAAGUAGAAAUGCGAUCCAGCAUGUUAGUUCCACACCUGCCAUGACCUCCCAUGCCAGCUACGAUUUCCCCUCGGAUCCGAGACCCCAAAAUCAAUACGAAACACCGCCACGCGACAUGCAUCGUCAAUCGAUGCCUACAUACUCACGUCCUGAUCUCUAUCAAGCCUACAGUCCUUCAGCCAACGAUCAAUUUCGACAGGCUGCUGAUGGAUAUGGCUAUGAUCAACCACAACCUCGACAUCACUCAUCAUAUAAUAGUAAUUAUGGGUCAAUGCAGCCCACGGUUGAAGAUGCACCUCCAACCCCAGCACCUGGCAGUUACUCGGGACAUCGUGACAUUGGAUCACGUGCUCCGCAAUAUGAUUUAGUAAGAUACGAUCCUGCUGCAUCUCCUACGCCUCUUAAUCUGAGUCGACGUGGAAGUGCUGCACCUGGAAGUAAUGGCGUUGCGGCCGGUCAGAGUGCCCAAUACUCUGGCAAUUCGAACGGAUACGGAUCCAAUUCAUCAUUCAGAGACCCUAUAUCCUCGGUUUCGCCGCAAGCCUCUUAUAAUCCGCUUCCGCAACAAAACCAGAUGCAGAGAAGACAAUCCGAGGAUCGAAUAGGCAGGUCCUCAGACGCCUACAGCCUACCCCAAAUACCUCCAACGCUCGUACCCGGGAUGGAUCCUGCUAUCGCGCAAGAGAUCUCUGAUAGGAUAUACGCAGAGAAGAGAGCAAGUCAAGCGCUUGUGAGUUCUCCACGUGGUAGAUAUGACUCGCCACAGUAUCAACAAUCUCGGCCUCACCCUCUCUCAUACCAUGAAGCCACAGCGCCUCCUGCGGCCCCUGCGCCAGCAUACGACGAUCAUCAAAGCCGCUAUGGAGCUGGAUCAACCGCACCGCUUGUCAAACCUCGAGCGAUUUCUCCAGAUCCUCGGACCCCCGCUCGGAAAUCUGUCAGUCCAUCUCCAGGGCCUGCCCCGAAUGAGAGAAGACUAUCUGGCGUUCCAUUUGGCCCCGAUUCAUACAACGCCCUGAAUCCAGCUCUGGCUGAUUCAGCACCAUCCCCCUCACUCAGCGGGAGAUAUGACUCCAAACAGGUGGAUCAGGAUGAGAAAAUCAUUACUUACGACGGCAGAGAAAUCGAUCCUAGUGAUCAUAUCCCAGAAUCGAACUAUGCACCGCUUCAUGAAACAAAGGGGCCAAAAUAUGCUUCUCAACUACCAGAUCGCAACUAUCGACCUCCGCCUAGCUCAACAACAGGGCGUAAACAACUUAGACUGGCUGGACGACCCCACUCGAUGUCUGCGUCCUCGCCUAUCUAUAUGAACAACAAUCCACCAGAUCCCACGACCCCGACCGCUCGUAAUCGUUUGCAAAAGAAAUCGAACCGGAUGUCGGCCCAACCAGCCUCGUACUCAAGUCCUUUGGCGCCUAUCACGCCUUAUCAAGACAACACAUACGCCCCCGGAAGUCUCCCGAGGCAAAAUCCAGGCGAGUACUCAAACGAGAAUUACGCACCACAGAGUUACGGGAGCAGCCCCGGAUACCGUGGUUCUCCUGGGGGGCCUCCUCCCCCUGCAAAAGUCCCUAUUGGCUCGUAUACGCAACCUCCGCAGGCGAAUGGUGGCGAUCCAUGGGCACUAUUGGAGGAGAUCAAGAAUAUCGAUCUGGGCACAGGGCGGGCGAGACGGAGAGGAUAA
Messenger RNA from Amorphotheca resinae ATCC 22711, 3040 nucleotides. RefSeq lists its product as hypothetical. Bases 242 to 3040 code for a protein of 932 amino acids. Lineage: Eukaryota; Fungi; Ascomycota; Leotiomycetes; Helotiales; Amorphothecaceae. The transcript has 2 exons. The record is from RefSeq and is a predicted model, not a curated record.